Messenger RNA from Etheostoma spectabile (orangethroat darter), 748 nucleotides. Its product is annotated as interferon-induced very large GTPase 1. The transcript has a single exon. Lineage: Eukaryota; Metazoa; Chordata; Actinopteri; Perciformes; Percidae. The record is from RefSeq and is a predicted model, not a curated record. Bases 88 to 705 code for a protein of 205 amino acids.
AAUAAUGCUAUCAACAAAGCUAAAAACAAAACAGAGUGGUGACUUGAAGACAUUCAUUAAAAAUGUCUGUCAGGAAUUGGUGAUAAAAUGGUCAUUUCCCAGGAUGCUCUUGGUGCUUUCAUGAUCCUGAACAACGCAGACCAGGAACAGUUUGCUCACUGGCUCACACAGUGUGUGAAGGACAUGGCAAACACUCUUGGAGAGAAGUUUAAACACACUAACAUCCAAAUGAAACUAAAAAAACUUCACGUGAAUCCUCAGAACGAGCUUUUCACCAAACUGAUUGGGUGUGGUAAUCAGUGUCCAUUCUGCAAAGCGCCUUGUGAGGCAGGAGGAAGAUUCCACACUGAGCACUGGACUUCACUACAUCGGCCAGAGGGUCUGGGUAGAUUCAGGUGGCGUGAGACACAAAAACUUGUAAUUGACGUAUGCUCUUCCUCGGUGCUCAGUGACAAGAAUUUUCGCUGCAAUGCUACAAAUGGUGAAUGGCACCCUUACAAGCGUUACACCGAUUUUUUCCCAGACUGGGAGAAUGCUCCAGAUGCAAGUCUUCAGGCGUCGGACUACUGGAAAUAUGUACUGAAAAAAUUCAACAAGAGGUUUGCUGAAGCAUAUGAUGCAAAGCCGGCUGAUAUCCUUUCAUUGUGGCACAUAUCACUCGAGCAAGCAAAAGCAAGCAUCAAAGAGUCAUUUAACAUCAAGUAAGAGACUACAUGCUUUGUGAUUACAGAGAUGCACAUAUCUUCUG